Molecule: messenger RNA, 2367 nt
Organism: Olea europaea var. sylvestris
Lineage: Eukaryota; Viridiplantae; Streptophyta; Magnoliopsida; Lamiales; Oleaceae
Product: H/ACA ribonucleoprotein complex subunit 4-like
Exons: 1
Coding region: 189-1988 (599 amino acids)
Biological process (GO): box H/ACA sno(s)RNA 3'-end processing; rRNA pseudouridine synthesis; mRNA pseudouridine synthesis
Cellular component (GO): box H/ACA snoRNP complex
Molecular function (GO): pseudouridine synthase activity; RNA binding
Source: RefSeq, a predicted model, not a curated record
ACAGUGUAUUAUCAUCAGCCACCACCCAAACCCUGCUUCACACUCCCCGCGCCCGCGCCCGCGCCCGCGGCCGCGCAACCCCAACCCCCACUCCGACAACAACACCCACAAAUAAACCCUCAUUUCUUCGUUAACCAAAAAAUCCGAAUAUCUCAUCAGAAAAAAGUUCACCUCUUCUACUCACCGCCAUGGCUGAUGUUCAAAUAUCUCACUCAGAGAAAAAGAAGAAGAAAAACAAAAGCAAAGAAUCCGACCCAAUUGAAAAACUCACUGACCCGACGCAGAAUACCAAUGAAAUGGAUGCAGCUAUUGAUUUCUUGAUCAAGCCACAAAGUUAUACUCCCUCUAUUGAUACUUCUCAGUGGCCAAUCCUUUUGAAGAAUUACGAUAAGUUAAAUGUACGCACUGGGCACUAUGUUCCUAUUCCCUCCGGUUACUCCCCUUUGAAACGCCCUUUACCCGAGUAUAUUAAGUAUGGGGUGAUGAAUUUGGAUAAGCCCGCUAAUCCGUCGUCCCAUGAAGUUGUGGCAUGGAUUAAACGUAUUUUGCGGGUUGAGAAAACGGGUCAUUCGGGCACACUUGAUCCGAAGGUUACUGGGAACUUGAUUGUGUGUAUUGAUAGGGCUACGCGUUUGGUUAAAUCCCAGCAGGGUGCUGGGAAGGAGUACGUGUGUAUUGCUAGGUUGCAUUCGAAGGUGCCCGAUGUGGCAAAAGUGGCUCGGGCACUGGAGACACUGACGGGGGCGGUUUUUCAACGGCCUCCUUUGAUUUCUGCUGUGAAAAGGCAGCUGAGGAUUAGGACUAUUUAUGAGAGUAAGUUGCUUGAGUACGAUGUGGAUAAGCAUUUGGUUGUGUUUUGGAUAUCCUGUGAGGCGGGCACUUAUGUGAGGACUCUGUGUGUGCAUUUGGGUCUUUUAUUGGGUGUGGGAGGGCAUAUGCAGGAGCUGAGGAGAGUGAGAUCGGGUAUUAUGGGGGAGAAGGAUAAUAUGGUGACGAUGCAUGAUGUGAUGGAUGCACAGUGGGUUUAUGAUAAUUAUAGAGAUGAGAGUUAUUUGAGGAGGGUGAUUAUGCCGUUGGAGGUUCUUUUGACUAGUUAUAAAAGGCUGGUUGUGAAGGACAGUGCAGUGAAUGCCUUAUGUUAUGGCGCGAAGUUGAUGAUCCCAGGGUUGCUGAGGUUUGAGAAUGAUAUUGAGGUUGGCGGGGAAGUGGUGUUGAUGACGACUAAAGGAGAGGCAAUUGCAUUGGGGAUUGCAGAGAUGACAACUGCAGUGAUGGCCACUUGUGAUCAUGGAGUUGUCGCCAGGAUUAAGAGGGUAGUGAUGGAUAGGGAUACGUACCCGAGGAAGUGGGGGUUGGGGCCAAAGGCAUCAAUGAAAAAGAAGUUGAUUGCUGAGGGGAAGUUGGAUAAACGUGGGAAACCAAAUGAGAAUACCCCAGCCGAGUGGUUGAGGAAUGUGGUUUUGCCUACUGGAGGUGACUCUAUGGUUGCUUGCCUUGCUGCGGAGUCCCAGCUGGCUACUGAUGAACUGAAGGUGGAUAGUGCUGUUAUUGAAGGUGAGAAGAAGAAGAAGAAGAAACAUAAAGAAAUUGAUGGAGACGAGGGGUGGAAGCGCAAGCUAGAUGAGAUUGGUGGUAGCCCUGCGCUGGAUGCAGCUGCCAAGAAAGCAAAGAUGUCCUCAGAAGUCAAGGAUGAGACUGUGGAAGUGGACAUCGGGAAGGAAGAGAAGAAAAAGAAAAAGAAAAAGAAGAAAGAAGGGGUCGACAUAGGUGUAUCUCCUGAUGGUGAAAAAGCAAAGAUGGAUAAGAAGAAGAAGGAUAAAGUGAAGGAAGAUGUGGCGGCAUCAGACGAGGAGAAGUCUGAGAAAAAGAAGAAAAAGAAGAAGCACAUGGAUGCAGAGAAUGGUGACUCCUCAGUUUUACCUGCGGCUCAUCAUGAAGCAAAUAAAAGUGAAAAGAAGAAAAAGAAGCACAAAGAUGCAGAGCAUUAGAUUUAAGUGCCCAAGUCUCGGUUUCGCCCAAGGAAUGGCAUUGUUGUGCGCGACUAUAUAUCAUCUGCAUUAGAGCGUGUGUUCUAUCCUUUGACUGAUAAUUUAGCUCCAUUGCUCACCAACCUUGAGCUCUGAACAAUCGACCCAUUACAUUUGUACGGUAGCUCUAGCAUGUUUUGCUGGUUAGUAACUUAACGGCUGCAAUGUUUUUCCUUAUAUAAAUUGCGAGAAACUUAGUUUUGGUUUUCAUAUAACUCUUCAUUCUAUUAUUUACCAAAUCUUUUUAGCACAUGCAUUUAGAAUAGUAAAUUCCUGAAAAGUACAUGCUGAUGAACUGAUUCCAAAUUUCUUAGGAACAAUGCUUAUUAUUUUUGUUGUA